GACACCAACACAAACCAAACUAACACAAUUGAUCGAGAGAGGGACAGAGUGCACGAUAAGGCACUGAUGCAGCAGAAGGGAAGAGCAAACAAUCGUAGAUCGAGGAGCUUCUCCAGAUCUCGUGUUGCGGUCGACGGUUAUUAAUCCUUCCUCAUUUCUCCCCUUCUCAGAUCCAUCCCCAUUUUUCUCUCUCUCUCUCUCUUUCUAUAAUUUCACGUUCAUUUCUUCUCUACCUAUCGGUCUGUUUUCACCAUCUCUGUAGAAGAGUCAACCAUGGCUGCUCAUGGACAAGAACGUGAGAUUCAAAAGAGCUACUGGAUCGAGCACUCUGCCGACCUCACCGUGGAGGCUAUGAUGCUCGACUCCAAAGCCGCUGAUCUCGACAAAGAAGAGAGACCUGAGGUACUUGCUCUGCUUCCACCAUAUGAAGGAAAAUCAAUUCUGGAACUAGGAGCUGGCAUUGGUCGUUUUACUGGAGAAUUAGCUAAGAAGGCUGGUCAGGUUCUAGCUCUGGACUUUAUUGAAAGUGUGAUAAAGAAGAAUGAAAACAUCAAUGGACAUUUUAAAAAUGUUAAGUUUAUGUGUGCUGAUGUGACAUCCCCAGAUUUAAAUAUUUCAGCAGAAUCAAUGGACUUGAUAUUCUCAAACUGGCUACUGAUGUAUCUCUCCGACAAAGAGGUUGAGAAUCUUGUUCAAAGAAUGGUAAAAUGGUUGAAGGUUGGUGGAUUUAUAUUCUUCAGAGAAUCAUGUUUCCAUCAAUCUGGAGAUUGUAAGCGAAAGAACAACCCGACCCAUUACCGGGAGCCUAGAUAUUAUACAAAGGUCUUCAAGGAAUGCCAUAUGAACAAUGGUUCUGGGAAUUCCUAUGAACUCUCUCUUAUUGGCUGUAAAUGCAUUGGAGCUUAUGUGAGGAACAAAAAAAACCAAAAUCAGAUUUGCUGGAUAUGGCAGAAAGUCUGUUCCGAGGAAGAUAGGGGAUUCCAGCGUUUCUUGGAUAAUGUUCAGUAUAAAUGUAAUGGCAUACUGCGAUAUGAACGCGUCUUUGGACCGGGUUUUGUUAGCACAGGGGGGAUUGAGACGACAAAAGAAUUUGUUGCGAAGCUGGAUCUUAAGCCUGGUCAGAAAGUCUUGGAUGUGGGCUGCGGCAUUGGUGGAGGUGACUUUUACAUGGCUGAGACCUUUGAUGUUCAUGUUCUUGGCAUUGACCUCUCUAUAAACAUGGUUUCUUUUGCUCUGGAGCGAGCAAUUGGUCUCAAAUAUUCAGUCGAAUUUGAGGUUGCUGAUUGCACCAAGAAAACAUAUGCGGACAAUAUGUUCGAUGUGAUCUACAGCCGUGACACCAUUCUCCACAUUCAAGACAAACCUGCAUUGUUCAAAUCUUUUCACAAAUGGUUGAAGCCAGGAGGAAAAGUUCUUAUUAGUGAUUACUGCAAGAGCACUGGACCACCAUCACCAGAAUUUGCAGCAUAUAUUCAGCAAAGAGGAUAUGAUCUUCACAGUGUUGAAGCAUAUGGCCAGAUGCUUAAGGAUGCUGGUUUUGAUGAGGUUGUUGCAGAGGAUCGAACAAAUCAGUUUGUGAAAGUUUUGCAGAGGGAACUAAAUGAAGUCGAGAAGGAUAAGGAAGCAUUCAUCCAAAACUUCUCUGAAGAGGAUUAUAAUGACAUAGUUGGCGGUUGGAAAGCGAAGAUGAUCAGGAGUUCAUCGGGCGAGCAGAGGUGGGGCCUGUUUAUUGCGAAGAAAAAGUGAUUCCCAACAACACUGUGUGUUCUGUUUGGUGCUUUUUUUAUCGUGCUUUAGGUUCAAGGAACUUGCGAGUAGAGUAAAAUGGGAGCCCUUUCUACAUUGGCUCUCUUGUGAUAAAACACUAGUAUAUCUAAGUAAAACUUGAGUUUGAGGUUAUUAUUGUUUUAUGAUGUUGUAUUUUAAGUCCUGGUUGGAUAGACAAUAACCUUCUCUACUUAUCAUAAGUGUGGUUUGGUUAUUCAAUUAAAACCUCACUAUCAUUAGGUGGCAUUUUUUUUGUU
Camellia sinensis is the source of this 2024-nucleotide messenger RNA. RefSeq names its product phosphoethanolamine N-methyltransferase 2. Gene Ontology annotation, biological process: phosphatidylcholine biosynthetic process. The record is from RefSeq and is a predicted model, not a curated record. Lineage: Eukaryota; Viridiplantae; Streptophyta; Magnoliopsida; Ericales; Theaceae. Gene Ontology annotation, molecular function: phosphoethanolamine N-methyltransferase activity.